This is a messenger RNA of Humulus lupulus (European hop), 1125 nucleotides long. RefSeq lists its product as uncharacterized. Lineage: Eukaryota; Viridiplantae; Streptophyta; Magnoliopsida; Rosales; Cannabaceae. The transcript has a single exon. The coding region runs from base 1 to 1125 and encodes 374 amino acids. The record is from RefSeq and is a predicted model, not a curated record.
AUGGAGACUUUUUAUAAUGGUCUCAAUGCCUCAACACGCAUGGUUUUUGAUGCUUCGGCAAAUGGGGCUAUUAUUUCUAAGUCCUACAAUGAAGCAUAUAAGAUUUUGGAGCAUAUUGCCAACAAUAAUUACCAAUGGUCUAAUGCUAGAGCCUCAAUGGGAAUGAAAGUAGUGGGUAUUCAUGAGGUAGAUGCUUUGACAGCUUUGACUACUCAAGUUUCAUCUAUGACCAACCUUGUAAAGGCCAUGAGUAUGGGGGGUAAUUUACAACCAGCUCCUAUGGCCCAAGUAGCGGAUGUGUUGUGUGUAUAUUGUGGAGGAGGGCACACAUUUGAUAGUUGUCCUUCUAAUCUCGCUUUGGUUUGUUACUUGGGGAAUCACAAUGACAACCGCAACAAUCCAUAUUCCAACUCUUACAAUCUGGGUUGGAGGAAUCAUCCCAACUUUUCUUGGGGAGGUCAAGGGGCUAUUUCAAGUGGUGCAGCCACUCCAAACAAGCCUACUUAUCCACCAAGUUUUUAUCAACAACAACAACCAAGAGCUCAACCUCCUCCUCCAAAAGUUUCUCAAACAAGCUUUUUGGAGAAUUUGAUGAAAGAGUAUAUGGCUAAGAAUGAUGUAGUGAUUCAGAGUCAAGCAGGAUCUUUGAGGAACCUAGAGAUUCAAAUGGGACAGCUUGCCAAUGAGUUGACGAAUAGACCACAAGGAACCUUGCCUAGUGAUACCAAAAAUCCAAGGAGAGUUUGCAAUGAGCACUGCAAAGCGAUCACUUUGAGGAAUGGUAUAAAUCUGGAGUUGAAUGUGGAAAAAUCUAAGAGCAUAAGUGAGCCCACUUCAAUCCAAAGUAAUGUGAAAAAGGGAGAAAGAGUUGGAAUUUCGAAUAUGUCAAAAGUUGAUUCUGAAGAAAAUGUUGCAGCAAUUCCUCCGCAAAAUGCAUCAGAGAAGCUAAUUAGCAAGCCACCUCCACCAUUUCCUCAACGAUUUCAAAAGCAGCAGCAAGAUAGCCAAUUCUGGAGAUUUCUAGAUGUUUUGAAGCAACUCCACAUCAACAUACCUCUGGUGGAAGCUUUGGAACAAAUACCCAACUAUGUGAAGUUUUUGAAUGAUAUUUUGACAAAGAAAUAA